Molecule: messenger RNA, 4632 nt
Organism: Drosophila mojavensis
Lineage: Eukaryota; Metazoa; Arthropoda; Insecta; Diptera; Drosophilidae
Gene: mub
Product: poly(rC)-binding protein 3
Exons: 12
Coding region: 1408-3285 (625 amino acids)
Biological process (GO): regulation of gene expression; regulation of RNA metabolic process
Cellular component (GO): nucleus; cytoplasm
Molecular function (GO): mRNA binding
Source: RefSeq, a predicted model, not a curated record
GUUUCGCUCAGUCAAGUUGUGCAUGUCCUGUGUGCGCUUCACCUUAACGACAAAUCGACGAAAUUCAGCCCACAGCCGAAAGUUCAUAUCUGGCCAAAUAAACGCAUGCAUUCACACACGCACACAAACAUAGUUCAAUAAUAAUCAGUGCAUUGGAAGCGUAGUUUAUAACUCUAGCAAUCGACUAAACGUGGCCAAAUAAACAAACUGCAUUAACUACCUGUCCCAGAGGCAAUCGACAGAGGACAGUGGACAUACGACAGACGCCGUAGUGCCGCAACAAACGUCAUAAUAAACACACUGAGAUCCGCUGAGAGAGCGAGCGCAACAGAGCAGCACAUACAUACAUAUAUAGAGAGCGACAGUGAGUGAGUGAGAGUGAAUGAGAGAGAGAGACAGAGAGAGCGCAUCAGUCUGACCAUAUGUGCAUAUGUGUGUGUGUGUGUCUGAGUGCUUUCUGACUGUACUUUGGCGCCCAAAAUUAUCAAACGGUAUAAUAACGAAACCAAUUAACGCAAAACCAAAAACCAAUCAAUGAACUAAACCAAAGAAUUUACAAUUACAGCCCAAAGCUCGUUCAUUCGAUUAGGGCUCCAAUUUUACGUUGCAAAAAGGCCCCAAAAAUCAAAUUAAAUAAAUCCAAACCAACAAUUGCGACAGUGAUGCGUUCGUGUGGGAAUCAGAUCUGCUCUCUCCUUCAUUAGCUGGCAAUAUAAAAAGCUGCAGUGCUCUGUGAAUUCUCGGUGCGAAAACUAAAUACAAACGCUAAGCAACAGUAUUUUUGCUCAACAUUAACAUAAACAAAUACUAAGCAUAAUAUACUAGAAAUUCUAUGCAAAUUCGUAUCUAGCAGUGAUUAUUUGUUGCAUUUUUAAAUCGAAGGAAAACCCCAAAAAAAGAGAAAAGAAAAACAGCAAAAGGAAAGCAGAAAGCCACAAGAGAGACGAGGAUUAAUAGAACGCAGCGAGCUUAAGCCAACAAAACAAAAAAAUAUUAAAGUAAAAAUAUAAACGUAGUACGAUUAGUAAAAGACACCACCAAUUUAAUUUUCAAAGGAAACUAAAAAAAAAAAGGAAAUAAAAAUAAUAAAUUAAACAAAAACCAGAUUAGCCAAAAUUCAAAUAGAUGUCGGUGUGCAUUAUAUUUUGAUCAUAUAUGAACAAUAUACUGUACAUAUAGCAAGUAUAUAUAUCAAAUAUAUAUAUAUUUACAACUUUAGCCAUAAAUCGCAGCUAAAAGACAAACAGUUCAAGGAUAACAAGAGCGAUAAAAGAUCUAGUAACGACCGCCAAUCGGUCAACACUUUGAAGAUAAUUAACAAUAUAAAAGACAGAGCAGAGAGCACAGAGCGCAUCAUAUAAACAAUAUAAUAAAUAUAAAGCAACAACAACAAAAACAAAACAAAUAAUGGAGGACAAUAACACAAGCAGCAGUGCGAGCGGUGCGCCCAUCAAACUGGAGGAUCCAUCGGUGACACUCACAAUAAGGCUGAUUAUGCAAGGAAAGGAAGUUGGUAGUAUUAUUGGUAAAAAGGGUGAAAUUGUCAACAGAUUUCGCGAAGAGUCUGGUGCCAAAAUUAACAUUUCGGAUGGCUCAUGCCCGGAACGCAUUGUAACGGUAUCUGGCACAACAAAUGCAAUCUUCUCGGCAUUUACGCUAAUUACAAAGAAAUUUGAAGAGUUCAAUGAUGUUGGCAAAGUUGGUAAAACUCAAAUACCCAUUCGAUUGAUUGUGCCCGCCAGUCAAUGUGGAUCGUUAAUUGGAAAGAGUGGCUCAAAGAUUAAGGAAAUACGCCAAACCACAGGCUGCUCCAUACAGGUGGCCAGCGAAAUGUUGCCAAACUCCACGGAGCGUGCGGUUACUUUGAGUGGCAGCGCUGAGCAGAUAACCCAAUGCAUCUAUCAGAUAUGUCUUGUCAUGUUGGAGUCCCCGCCACGCGGUGCUACCAUACCGUAUCGACCAAAGCCGCAAGUAACUGGACCCGUUAUCCUGGCCAACGGACAGGCCUUUACCAUACAGGGCAAUUAUGCGGUGCCCACACAAGAGACCUGUCCAGUAUUUCCACUUGCUUUGGCUACCGGUGGUCUACAUGCUGGUAUUUCAGGCUUAGCGGAUCCUUUGUUAAAGGGGGCACAUUUACCAGGAGCGGUACCAGCACACCACCAUCACCUACAGCAAAUGCCCGAUGUUGCCAAGAAUCCUUUGGCCAGUUUGGCUGCCUUGGGCCUGGCCGGCAUGACGCCCGCCAGCACCGGUGGCAUAAAUCACACAGCUCUGGCUGCCUUGGCUGGCUCGCAGCUGCGCACGGCCAAUGCGAAUCGGGCACAGCAGCAGCAGCAUGAGAUGACAGUCUCGAAUGAUUUGAUUGGCUGCAUCAUUGGCAAGGGCGGCACCAAAAUUGCCGAAAUACGUCAGAUCUCCGGCGCAAUGAUACGCAUCUCCAACUGUGAGGAGCGCGAGGGCGGCAAUACCGAUCGCACCAUCACCAUAAGCGGUAAUCCGGAUUCUGUGGCAUUGGCCCAAUACUUAAUCAACAUGAGCGUUGAACUGCAGAAGGCCAAUCUUCAGGAUCAGGCAGCACAGAAUGGCACUGCUGGGCUGGCGGCAGCUGUUGGUGGUGUUGCCGCUGCUGGUGCUGGUGGUGCAGCUACAACAGCAACGACAACAACAACAACAGCAGCGGCGGCGGCAGCAGCAGCAGCAGCCGCAGCAGCAGCAGCAGUCGUUGCUGGCGGUGUCAAUGGCAACAGUUGCUUGUCGCUCAAUAGCAACAACAGCAACAACAACAGCAGCAACAGCAGCAGCAAUGUGAACGUCAACGGCAGCAACAGCGCCAGCAGCAACAAUAGCAACAGCUCGGCCAGCAGCAAUGGCAGCAGCAGCGCCGCCAAUUAUGUCACAAAUGGCACACAGAACAGCACCAACAACAACAACAACAAUAUCAGCAGCAACAACAACAACGGCAACAGCAACGCCGUAACUUUGGGCAUAAAUACAACAACAGCAGCUGCUGCUGCUGCUUUGGGCGGCAGUCCAUUAGCCUCCGCCUUGCAGCUGCUGACCAAACCGGGCGCACUCACCGCCCUAUCCAACCUAAGCGCCUUGGAUCUGCUCAGCCUGACCUCGCUGGGCAGCAAUGGCAAUAGCACGCCCGGCGGUCCGCCGGUCCAGACCACGGGCGUGAACCGUGCCAAGGGUCACUAUGCGACCUCGCGCUUCCGGCAGCAUCAGGCCGAGGCAGGCGUCGAGUCGGAAAAGGCGCGCAACAAGUUCAAUCCCUACUAGGGGUAGGCCAAAUAGUCGCGCAGCCCAAAAAGUAGACAAAGAAAAAAAAAAAAAAAGAAAAACAAAAACAAAAAUAAGUAAUGCGUAAUAAUUUUCUAAUUUAGUGCGAGUUUUGGUAGUAGCUUCUUCUAGUUCUUAAUACGUUUAUUAUAGCGUUGCGACAGCUUUAGAGUUUACAAAUUCUCGAAGAAUUUUACUCUAGUAAUACAGAUUUCAAACUAAUGUAUAAAAAAAAAAAGAAGAUUGUAAAACUAUUUGCAAUUUGAAGACAAUUUUGAUAUAAGUUAGUUGAAAGCCCAAUUGCAACAUUAUCCAAAUUAGUUUGUAGUUCAGGCAAUAUAUAAAUUGUCAUAUACAUAUAUAUAUUUAUCAAUGUUUUUUGAAAACAAAUAUUACGCAAAAUAUAUAUUAUAUAUACACCAUAUUGGAUUGGAUCAAGCUCUUGAACAAAUUUGUGUAUCGAAUAUAGUCAAGGAAAUGAAACAAGCAACAAAUCAUGAAACUAGCCCCAAGUAUUGUAAUCAAAACUUUGACCAAGUGAAAUGCGUAAUGCAGCGUGAGGACCCUUUCUUCUAUUAGAUGUUAUAUAGUUCUUUUGGCGCCCUAUUCCCUUUUUAUAUGUAGUAGCUACAUCGGACAUACGAACAUACAUAAUAGAAUUUGCCAAAUUAGACAUCGGGGACAGAGCAGCCGAGUGAAAAUCGCUGACUAUCGAAUAUCGAUAACACAGGUUUAGCAUUAUACAAGCAUAUAUAUAUAUUAUCCUUCGACCCUUUAAUUAACAUUCACUGUAACAUAUAUCAAAUCUAUGUCAUCUAAUCCCCAUAAACCUUUAUACAUACAUUCUCCAAUAUAUCUCUACGAUUAACUAUUAUUAUUAUUCAUAUUUUCUCUAAUUAUUCAAUUAGUAACUAAGCUCUAAAUGUAUUUUACGCUCUAGCUCUUAAGUAUAAAGCUCCCCAUCCUCAGCCAUGUGUCGAGAGAAACAGAGAAAACUUCUUUAAGAAGUUGUACGAAAAUUUAAAUUAGAAAAAAAAAAAUUGUAUGUGAAAAAUGGAAAUUAAGAACUAAUUUAAAAAUUAAAUUUAAAAAAAAAAUUCCAAUGCAUUGUGCUCAAAAGAAUUUGGCACGACGACUUUUAUGGACCAAUUCGCUCUAAUUGACGCAAUCCACGCAAACGAGCGUACAAAAGCUUAAAAAUACUAAAAAGAAAAAAAAACUUUUUGAAUAGAAAUCACACUUAAAAAAUAAUCUAGAAGCCAACUGUAGGCAGCGAGGAAAGUAUAUGAACUCGUAAAUGUUAAGCGUGAACUUUGUAGAAAGGGAAAGAGAGAGAGAGAGAGAAAA